This is a messenger RNA of Symbiodinium pilosum, 3812 nucleotides long. The record is from the annotation of a GenBank genome assembly. Lineage: Eukaryota; Dinophyceae; Suessiales; Symbiodiniaceae.
GCCGACGAUGGCUUUGGCUCCGGCGAGGAGGACGGCGACCACUACGAGGAGGACGACGGCAUCCCUGAAGAAGUGGCGGUCGCUUACGCCACAUAUCAGACCGCGAAGCAGAGAUACAAGGAACAUCAGAAGGCGCGGGGCUUCAACAGUGGAGGCCAUGACAACAGGGCGGAGGCGACCGUCAACGGCAAGAACAACGAGAAGGCCACCGACAAGAUAAAGUUGAUGAAAGCAAAAUCAUUUUGCUCAGGAUGCGGAAGACGGGGUCAUUGGCACAAGGACCCCGAAUGCCCACACAACCAGGGAUCACAGAUGCAAGGCGGUGGGAAAGCGGCCGAGGUCGGCUUCUGCAACCUUCUCCCGGCAGAAGUCUUCUCCAUCAAGCACGAGAACACCGGCCUUGUGGGUAUAACCGACACGGCCUGUGCCAGGACGGUUGCCGGAACUCAGUGGUUGCAGGCCUACUCCGAUAAGCUUUCCACCCUGGGAGGGAGACCGGAACUUCGGAGAGAAUGCGAGGCUUACCGCUUCGGGACAGGGAAGAUCUACUACUCUUCCUUCUACGUGGUCUUGGCAUUCGAGCUCGGCAACAAGGUUGUUCAUGUCAGGACUUCGAUCAUCAAUGGUGAUGUCCCGCUCUUGCUCUCCAAGACCGUGCUGGGGAAGCUCGGGAUGGUCUUCGACAUUGAGAGGGGCCAAGCUGACUUUAGCAAGGUUGGACUCAAAGGGUUCGACCUUCUUGUUACUUCCUCAGGUCACCCAGCAAUUCCCAUCAUCCCUUCCAAGAUGGACGGUGACCCAAGUAUGUUCCGCGCUGAGGACUUGAAGCUUGUGCCCAAGUGUGAAUACAUGGCGUUCGCUGUUGCUCACGGUUCAGGUCACGUAAAGAACCCCGACAUAUAUAACUUCUUCUAUGACAAGAAGCUAGACCCCGGAGUCAAAGCCAUGCUUGUUCAAGAAAAGUUGUCGCAAGAAGAGUUCAUAGCCUGGUGGAGGAGCAGCUCGGGUUCUUCAGACUUCUGGUUAGAGUGCGACAAUGCUUGGGUAAGAGUCCAUGUCACACCUCGAAAGGCCCUUUUCAAUCCCUCUACUUGGAAAACACGUGCCACAGUUCAGAAGGAGAUGCUUGUGCAGACGGCAGGUGAGAUCAGGAUCACAGAUGGUGUGUGUUGCACUACAGGUAGGUGGCUUGAAUCUGUUGUGGAUAGAUGGGAGCAUGACAAGAUCUAUGAGCCGGCUUUUGCUUUUCACUGGGUCGGACCAUGCAAGCCUCGCCCCAUCAACCACAUGACGAAGACACAGCUUCUCGAGGAAGCCGGGCGCUUGGGCGUUCUGGUCCAUCACUCCUGGAGUGCGAUAGAGAUCAAGGCCGUGAUCAUGGAAGCGCGCGAGGCCCAGAAGGAGAGGGACCCCACAGAGCGGAUGAAGAGAAUUUCGCACAUGACGCUGUCCGAGCUGCGCAUGAAGGCGAACGAGCUCGGCAUCGACUACAGCAACAGCACGACCAAAGGCAAUCUUCUCCGCCUGAUAAGAGACAGUCUCAACACCCCAGAUCAAGAACUGAUGAAGUUCGGGAAAUUUCGGGGAUAUCAGUUCUGCGAGAUUCCGAAGAGCUACGGAGAGUGGGUCCUCAGGGAGAUGUCCACCUCGGAGAGCCCCGACCCGGAGUUCGUGAGGUUCGGACGGUGGUUCAGGCAGAAGCAGACCGAGAACGAGAACCAGGGGUACGUGAGCAAGGACACCCCGCCACCGUAUCCGAGCUCGACGGCGGCCACCCGGAAGACAAGCCCAACCUCCUUGGCGUCGGGCAAGGACUCCUGGGACAUGGUGACGGACAAGGCCAGUGCAUCCUCGACAACCAGUACGAGAAGGAGAACGCGCCACGACAUCGAGGAGGACAAGAAGAUGGACUCCGAGAUCGAUCCCAAGGUGGCGGCGGAGAUCGAGGAUUUGGAGACAAAGCUGGCAGUCCUGAAGGACAAGGCCCGCGUUCCCCGUGGCCGUGUGGAGGACGUCGGACAUGGGGAAGAAAAAGGGAAGGUCCUCACUGCAAGACCUCAAGGUGGAGAGCAUCCCGUGGUUCAUGGGUUUGGCGGCCGUAAGUGCUGCCCGGAGCUGAGCCAUGACUGCUUCUUCACCGAAGAGGAGUUCUCUAACGCCUACAAGAAUCGAAACGAGAUCUGCGAGAUCGACUUCGAGGGCGGCAACCGCAUCGAGGUCGAGGACAACGAGGACGUCGACCUCUUCCACGAGGCCAUGGAGGGCGAGGACGACAUCGAGGUGUUCGAGUGCAAGGAGUUCUCGAUCGAGGAUCGCAUAACUUUCGCCUAUGACUCCGGCGAUUUCUCCUUCGCGACAUGCAAAGAGAUCCUUGAUGAGGGCUGUGAGGAGGCUCUGAAAGGCGGAGGAGAGAGGAAGCGAGUUUUCCACGAGGCUUCCGGUCAAGUGGCUUUUGGCUACUACGUGCACGGUGGGAUGAAUGGCGUCACCAAAUCGGUGGUCAAUCAUACCGUCCUUGCACGCUACCUCAACGCCUUCAUUCGAGCACACGUUGGAGAACAUGCUACAUGGGGAGCCGUCAGCGUCAUCAAAGGAGGUGCAGGAAAGGUGCACCACGACUACAACAACGCGGCCGGGUCCACCAACUACUUUGCCUCCUUCGGACAAGGUCCCGGAGGAAAACUUUGGGUUCAUGAUGACAGCAUCAUUGAGGCAGACAUCAAGGAAGACAAACACGGAGACAUCGUCUGGAAGCAGACAGGGUCUGGCGAAUGGCUACCGGGACGGACGGUCGAUGCCAACGAGAAGUUCGUCGAGUUCGACCCCCACACAAAGCACCAGGCCAUCAAUGUCGACAGCGAAGCAUGGCGAGUAGUGGCCUACACCCCUCGAGGCACUGAGGACGCAAAGCCAGACAUCGUCAAGUUCCUCAAGAACUGUGGUUUUCCCCUCCCUGGGAGAAAGCGAGGAGGGAGAGCUGCGACUUGUGCUAAGCCUUCUAAAAGGCAGAGGAACUCCAUCACAAAUGUCGUCGGCAAGCUCAGUGUUCUCUUCACAACUUUGUUGACGGCAGCGAACUCCUUCCUCGGGGAAUGUACCCAGACCGGAGUCAUCAACGACCCUAUCGUGAUCCUUGAGAUUGGCGGCCUGGACGCGACCCUUGAUGCCACGGAGCUCGACAAGGCAGUUCUGGAACCGCUUUCAUGGGAGGACUACGGCGAUCCCGGCACGAGAAACCGCACCCUCCACCUGGUGAAGGCCGUACACGGCGAUCUCAAAGAACUUGUUCGAGAGCAGCUUAAUGGAGGCGGAGCAGUUCUGCUUCAAGGGGGAGAUCCUGGACUGGUGGUCGAGGACACCGAGCACUACAUUCGCUACAAAAAGAACCACGAGGGCGAGGAAUGGACGGUGCUUGCAAGGCCGGGGACAAGGAGCUUAGAGCUCCCUACAAGUCUCGAUCCACACCAUGUCCUCGUUGUUAGCGAAGACAGCGAGAAGAAGGACGAGCUCCCACUGCGAAUCGAUGGCUCUGGUAUCACCUUCGAGGAGGGCGUCCCCGGACAUGUCCGAUCCGCUCUGAAGAGGCUUCAUCAGAAUCUCGGGCACCCGAGAGGCGCAGAUUUAGUGCGUCACCUCCGCCUGGCUGGUUGCGAGUCCUCGGUGAUAAAGGCGGCAAAGGGGAUGAAAUGCCAGAUUUGCGAUGCCACCAAGGAGCCACAGGUCGCGCGGCCCGCCUCCCUACCGAGGAUGCUGAGCUUCGGCGAGGUUGUCUGCGCCGACAUCCUCUAUGCCCACGACUGCGAGGACAAGAG